This is a messenger RNA of Epinephelus fuscoguttatus (brown-marbled grouper), 1460 nucleotides long. RefSeq names its product radial spoke head component 1 (gene rsph1). The transcript is spliced from 8 exons. The record is from RefSeq and is a predicted model, not a curated record. Gene Ontology annotation, cellular component: nucleus; motile cilium. Gene Ontology annotation, biological process: spermatid development; axoneme assembly. Bases 106 to 831 code for a protein of 241 amino acids. NCBI's taxonomy places the organism in Eukaryota, Metazoa, Chordata, Actinopteri, Perciformes, Serranidae.
GUCACGGCAACCGUAAACUAGCAAGAGGGCACAGAGCUGUCUGAGCAUCUUAACAGUUUUUACUAAAACUUUACAUCGUUCACACUUUGAGAGUGACAUAGAAUAAUGUCGGAUGUAGGAUCUGAUGAGUUUGAUGAUGAACGCAGUAAACUCGGGGAAUAUGAAGGAGACAGAAAUGAAGCAGGAGAGAGACACGGAGUCGGUAAAGCUGUUCUGCCCAACGGAGACAUUUAUCAAGGACAGUACGAGAACGGCAGAAGACACGGACAGGGGACAUAUCACUUCAAGAAUGGGGCAAGAUAUGUGGGAGACUAUUACCAGAACAUGAAACAUGGACAGGGCACCUUCUACUAUCCAGAUGGAUCUAAAUAUGAAGGGUCGUGGGUUGAGGACCUGAGACAGGGUCAUGGUGUCUACACUUACCCUAAUGGUGACACCUAUGAUGGAGAGUGGCUGCAUCAUACGAGGCAUGGCCAGGGCAUUUACCACUACAAGGAAACUGGCUCAGAAUACAAGGGCUCAUGGGUGAAUGGCAAGAUGGAGUCAGCUGGAGAGUACAUCCACUCUAACCACAGAUACAAGGGUAAUUUUGUCAACAAUAAUCCGUCUGGCCAGGGGAAGUAUGUGUUCGACACUGGCUGUGAGCAGCAUGGUGAAUACCACCAAGCAGAGCAGGACCGAGCUGAGGGCAAGUGGGGCGAGUUGGCCUCCACCACUGUCCUUAGGUGGAUUCCCAAGUGUAUCACUGGCCUGACACCAUGGACUCCAGCCAAAGACACCUCAGGUGGGGAAAAGGAAACUGCUUCAGCAGAGGAGGGAGCAGAGAACUGAGCUGUGUGAUCAGCCCACAAUCCUCAUUUUUUAACCUAUGUUUUUGAAAGGCAAAAUAACAUAAACAUAUUAAUGAAUCUGUAAAUAAAUUUGUUAAGCUUGUAUUUUCAGUGUUUCCUCAUGAAGAUGUGUGGUUGUAGCAACUGGAAACUUUCCAUUACCUACUGCGAUUAGCAUAGUGUGUACUUUCAUAGAGUGCAGUGCCCCCUUGUGGAACUCCAGAACCACUUCCUCUUCUUCAUGGUUCAGACAGUUAUAGGAGAGAACAGGGGUGGUGGUCGUGCUUUUCAUUUUAUUUAAACCCCUUAAAAAUGUAUAUUUAGUAAAUUUCCUUUUAAUGUGUAACUAAAGCUUAAAAAUUCAUGUAGGAAUGCAGUGACCUUACUCGAUUAUAGUUUUGAAACCUAAUUUUAUAUACUUGGCAUUUUUUCUUAAUCAUUUAAAUUUGGUUGGGUGGUUAAUAACACAUAUUUUGUUAUGUGACAAGUCAUGACAGAUUUAUUUUUGCUUUAUUUGGACUUAAGCUUAAUCUAUUCUAGAGAUAGGGACUAUCAAUUAUGUUUUGUGCACUUGUGACAUCCAUCCCCAUCAUGGGGUUGGUUGUCACACUGAAUAGGGUUGGUUGUGUC